This is a messenger RNA of Saccostrea cuccullata (small rock oyster), 1247 nucleotides long. Its product is annotated as phytanoyl-CoA hydroxylase-interacting protein-like. The record is from RefSeq and is a predicted model, not a curated record. The coding region runs from base 121 to 849 and encodes 242 amino acids. The transcript is spliced from 3 exons. Lineage: Eukaryota; Metazoa; Mollusca; Bivalvia; Ostreida; Ostreidae. Gene Ontology annotation, cellular component: cytoplasm.
CAUAAGCGUAUUGAUUUCGGGAAAUCCCCGGUCAUGUGCAUAUGUCGUAACAUUUCCAUGAAAGGCAACUUUCGUUAUUCAAUGGUUGUUACCAUGAAUUAGACACUGGAAAACUCUGAAAUGCCUAACUAUUUAACUGCAGAGGAAAUACAAGAGUUAUACGAGAGAUGCGCAGAUUUCGCAGAAGAAACCGACUGCAGAUAUGCACCGAUAUACCAAAUGUGGCGCGACAAACCCGAUCAUUACUGGAGAGAUAUCUUUCAGAACAAAAGAGGCGCCAUGAUUCCUUACAUUAAAGAUUUCAAUGGCGACCAGAGGUCCGCCAUUAACGGGAAUAUUAAGGGUCUGUUUUUUGGAUGCGCGUUAGAUCGCUGGAGAUUACAACCGCCAUUUUUCUCCUACUUUGGAAAUCAACGUCUGCUAGUUGAUUCGGAUCUUGUCUUGAACCAAUCGAAAAAUUUGUAUUUUGCGGAUUUUUACUGUCACUAUCAAUAUCACUACGCGACCUUAGUCGUGACGAAUCCGGGGUCAAAGCAGGACCGAUUUUGCCAGGAACACGACCUUUAUGAACUCGACAUUUUCGAUAACCCUUUUCUGUACCUUGGCGAAUCUAGGGGAUACGGACCAAAUCCAGUGUACGUUACCCUUGGGGUCAGAGUAGAAAUAUUUGUUACCAAUAGAAUGAACAUUUAUCAUUUGUUUAACAGCAGAAAAGGGCGAUUGAUAAAUGUGCAGCCCCGCGGUCGAGGUCACAGUCAUAAGAAUGGAAUCCCCAAAAAAGAAGUGUGCGACAUCUGCAACCUAAACCCUGCGUCAUACAGUAGGAGAAUGGGGUAUUUCUGGUAUUAAUGCUCUAAAGGUUUUGUCAGGGCAAUCUUAACCCUGUAUCUUUCAAUAGAAGGAUGGAUAAUUUCUGAUAUUGCAGAUGGACUCUGUUAUCUUAAGUUUUGUGCUAAAAAUUAAUCUUCCCUUUUAAAAAAAAUUAUGAAAAAUAAAUGGAGGGAUAUGAAGUGUAAAAUGGGUCAAAAAUAUUUUAUGAAAGGAGGGGGGGAUAAAAUGAAAUGUCUAAGAUGAAUGCACUUUCAUCAGGGAGUACUGUAUGUCAAAUACAUACAGGAAGUUUUUAUUAAUUGAAUAAUUCUAUAAUAUUUCUUUCAAAGAAAUAUCAGAAACAGUUAAUCCAAAAAUUACUUUUAAAAAUAUGGGCAGUAAAUUAAAGAUUUCAGAGUGAAAUCGUCAUCCAAAUC